This is a messenger RNA of Trichoderma aggressivum f. europaeum, 795 nucleotides long. RefSeq lists its product as uncharacterized. Gene Ontology annotation, cellular component: ESCRT-0 complex. Gene Ontology annotation, molecular function: protein binding. The record is from RefSeq and is a predicted model, not a curated record. Bases 1 to 795 code for a protein of 264 amino acids. The transcript has 2 exons. Gene Ontology annotation, biological process: protein transport to vacuole involved in ubiquitin-dependent protein catabolic process via the multivesicular body sorting pathway. Lineage: Eukaryota; Fungi; Ascomycota; Sordariomycetes; Hypocreales; Hypocreaceae.
AUGGACCGCCAGACCAUCAUGGAGACCAACCGGUCUCUUCGAACCAUUAAGAACGAGCUCGAAAGCCUCCUUGAGAAAGGCGUCAUUGACGAAGCCGCUUUCGACACUAUUCACGCCGCCCUGCCCGCCGAAACUCCUCUUCGUGGAGCCGCUCCCGGAAGCGCUGCUCGUUCUGCAAACCAAACACCUGCUCAGCCUGUGGCAGCGGUGACGCCUCCUGUCCAGGCCCCUGUCCAGGCCUUUCAGAACCUCAACGUCAAUGGAACUUCUCCUGCUCCUCCUUCAUACGAUGAUACUCCCGCUCCCGGCGUCCCCACGCGCUCUCAGGCUCCAGCUGGGAAGCCCGUUUUGGCUUAUGCGAGAGCCCUGUACCGCUACGAUGCCAGCGAUUCCCGCGAUCUGAGCCUGGAAAAGGACGACAAGAUCGAUGUAUUUGAGUACAUGAACCAGGACUGGUGGAUGGGUCGUAACCACCGCACUGGCAUGGAGGGCAUCUUCCCCCAAAACUACGUUUUUGUCGAGCAGGAGCAAAAGGCCCCUAUGCCUGCUCCCGUGACCUACCCCCAGCAGCCGGCAUACGGCUACCCUCAGGGCCCUUCGGCGCAACAGAACCCUUACAAUGCCAGUGUGCCACCCAUGGCGAUAGCAGAGGGUGGCCAGCCGUCCCAGCAAGGCGGAGAUGGAAACAGCAAGGUUGGCGAAUACGGAAAGAAGUUUGGCAAGAAGCUUGGUAACGCCGCCAUCUUCGGUGCGGGUGCGUCGAUUGGUAGCAACAUCGUGAACAGCAUCUUCUGA